Messenger RNA from Racocetra persica, 482 nucleotides. Lineage: Eukaryota; Fungi; Glomeromycota; Glomeromycetes; Diversisporales; Gigasporaceae. The record is from the annotation of a GenBank genome assembly.
AUAUGGAACUAGAAACGCCCGAAAGCAUCUCUAAUCGUAGUGAUAAGGAUGAAUAUUUAAAAAAACAUCAUCAAAAAUAUAAACGCAGAAUGUUUAAAAUCAUACCCUUAGAAAGACUACAUGCUAUCUACAGAGACAUCAAGAGUUAUCACGAAAAAAUUGCUGCUCCAGUAGGUCCUAUCUUGAUAGCCACAGGUUACCAGCAAGAAGGAGGAAUAGUUACAAUAGUUUUUCUUUAUACUGAAUUUAAUACCAAGAAUCUUCGUGACGGUUAUCAAGAACUAGCAGAAAUACUUAAAAAUAUUGAUACUGCUCUUUCAAAGGAACUAAAAAUUAAUAUUUUGAACGAAAAUAUAGAUAAGAUGCUCACAGAAAAAAAAGAGUUUGGGAGGGGAACACGAGUACUAAUGGAACUAGAAAUUCCGCCAAUCUCUAUAGGGUUUAAAGUUAAUAUACCCUCACAAUUAAUGGAAAAAGAAUGA